Molecule: messenger RNA, 2425 nt
Organism: Tripterygium wilfordii
Lineage: Eukaryota; Viridiplantae; Streptophyta; Magnoliopsida; Celastrales; Celastraceae
Product: U-box domain-containing protein 19
Exons: 1
Coding region: 68-2113 (681 amino acids)
Biological process (GO): protein ubiquitination
Cellular component (GO): nucleus; cytoplasm
Molecular function (GO): ubiquitin-protein transferase activity; protein binding
Source: RefSeq, a predicted model, not a curated record
AAACGAUCAAAAUCCAAAGUCCAAACCCAAUCUUCUUGUUUUCUCUGAUUUUUUUCUUCUCUGUUCGAUGAUCCACAAUUCUAUCGGGUCGGGUCGCCGGAUUCUGACGUUUCCGGCGGUUCAUCCCUGCGAAGCUACGUCCUCAACCACACUACUCAACUCUCUAAUCGAUCUUUCAGAGAAUAUCUGCAGUUUCCUAUCGAAAUUCUUCCCAAGCAACAGCCGAAACGCGCGCGAAACGAUUCGGCAAAUCCGGAACCUUUCGCUUGUCCUGGUGGAGUUAAGAGAUGUCGGUUCGGAUCUUCCAGGUUCGAUUAUCCUCUGUCUCUCCGAGCUGCAUUUGAUAUUCCAGAAGGCUCGCUACCUACUAGAAGACUGUACCCGAGAAGGUGCCCGGCUAUGGAUGCUAAUGAAAUCGGAUCGCGUCGCAAGUGAGUUCCGGGGGCUGGUUCGGGCAAUCGCUACGGCUCUCGAUGUUUUGCAACUUGAGUCUGUUGCUGGCGUUUCGAGUGAAGUGAAGGAGUUGGUUCAGCUUGAAAUAAAACAAGCGCGAAAGGGACGAUUUGAAGUUGACCCGGAUGAUAAACGGUUCAUGGGUGAUGUCUUGUGGAUACUGCACCAGCUUGAGGAUUCGAUCAUCCCAGAUAAAGAUACCCUAAAACAGGUUCUAGAUUAUCUGGGUAUUAGAAGAUGGAGUGAAUGCAAUAAAGAGAUCAAGUUCUUGGAUGCAGAGAUCGCAAUUGAGUGCUCAAACGUGGAAAAGAGAGGAAAAGUCUCUCUCUUGAGUGGUUUAACGGGUUUACUGAGCUAUAGCAGGUGCGUAUUGUUCGAUUCUGUUGAUUCUCCAAAAUUGAAUGAGAAAGGCAAGGCUCAGAUGCUUAAUGGCCUCGACCCAGAUGAUUUUCGCUGCCCAAUUACGCUGGAGUACAUGAAAGAUCCAGUGACAAUUGAGACUGGACAUACUUAUGAUCGUAGUUCAAUAUUGAAGUGGUUCAGGGCCGGAAACCGAACCUGUCCCAAGACAGGUGAGAGACUCACCACCACAGAAUUAGUCCCCAAUUUGGUGCUCAAGGAGCUAAUCCAGCAAUAUGGUGCCGAGAAUGGCAUACCAAUGGCAGAAUCAGCUCAUAAGAAUCGUGACAUUAAAAGAACGGUUGUUGCAGGAAGUUUGGCAGCAGAGGGAGCUUUCAGAUUGGCUUCUAAUUUUCUUGCUAGUAGAUUGGUGGAUGGUGAUGAUAUAGAGAGAAUUAAGUCUGCUUAUGAGGUGCGGCUUCUUGCGAAAGCAAGCAUUUUUAAUAUGUCUUGUUUGACAGAAGCCGGAGUGAUUCCACCUCUAUUGAAACUGUUGUUGUCAUCUGAUGCAUUGGCGCAAGAGAAUGCUAUCGCUGCAUUGUUGAAUCUUUCUAAGCAUACGGAGACCAAAGCCAUUAUUGUAGAUAAUGGGGGAUUGGAUUUGAUUGUGGAGGUUCUGAAAAAGGGACCAAAGGUGGAGUCUAGGCAGCAUGCAGCUGCUACAUUAUUUUACAUUGCUUCCAUUGAAGAGUAUCGAAAAGUGAUUGGGGAGAUUCCGGAUGCUAUACCAGCUUUGGUGGAGCUCAUUAAGGAAGGGAAUGACCGCUGCAAAAGGAAUGCAAUUGUUGCAUUAUUUGGGCUCCUAAUGCACUCUGACAACCAUUGGAGGGUGCUUGCAGCUGGAGCAGUCCCUUUGCUUCUCAAUCUAUUAACAUCUGCUGGUAGAGAAGAUCUUAUUACUGAUUCCCUUGCAGUUUUAGCAACCUUAGCCGAAAAACUUGACGGGGCAAUUGCAAUUGUGCACUUCCAACCGUUGCCCAUUAUUGGGGUUUUGGAUUCCUCAUCUUCAAGAACUGGAAAGGAGUACUGUGUGUCAUUAUUACUGGCUCUCUGCCUUAAAGGUGGACCGAGCGUGGUUGCUACGCUUGUGAAGAGCCCUACUCUAAUGGGAUCUUUGUAUUCCAUACUGAGUGAAGGCACUUCUCGAGCAAGCAAGAAGGCCAGUGCACUCAUCAACAUCCUCCAUGAAUUCUGUGAAAAGACCUCCUCAAGCUCGAUGAGACCACCUCUUCCAAGAGAACAAUUUAUUCACGCAUGGUAAUCCCAACUUUUUUCCGGGUUCUCCAUUGCCUUAUACUAUCUACAGGCAUUUGAUUCUGUAAAUACACUUAAGUGUAUAGGGAUGCUUGCUUUUAUUUCCCUUUGUUGGAUUGGUAUUAGCUCAGUUUUUAAAAGAGUUAAUAACCACAUUGGCUUCUGUUUUUUCAAUGAAGCUUUGUACAAAUAUAUCAUUGUAUUGUGUGAUUCUUUUUUUUCAGAUUAGCAAAUAAAUAAUGUUGCAGAACUGUAAUAAUUCAUUGAUUGCAAGUUUCAAUGUAAACAAGGUGUUUUCUUGGCCUUGGCUUUCCUUUAA